This is a messenger RNA of Nerophis ophidion (straightnose pipefish), 730 nucleotides long. It is a transcript of the gene mlnl, whose product is annotated as motilin-like. Lineage: Eukaryota; Metazoa; Chordata; Actinopteri; Syngnathiformes; Syngnathidae. Bases 234 to 569 code for a protein of 111 amino acids. The record is from RefSeq and is a predicted model, not a curated record. The transcript has 5 exons.
GCACGAAGCGGCAUUCAAGUGUAAUAUCUUUGUUUCCAGGAGCCUGGAUGCGAAGUGCUUUGGCGAUAUAAAGGCGGCCUGCAGGGAGAAGAAGUGACUCUCUUCUUGAAGCAAACCUCCAGGAAAAAGGCUGAAACAACACGUGAGCGUCAAUAUUUGCCAUCUUCCUCUAAUCUUCUCCCGGCCUUUUCUUUCCCACUCUCAAUAGGAACUGUGCUGGUCUGACGAGCAGAAUGAGCAUCCGUGGAGCAUCAGCUGCUUGUGUGGCGCUGCUGUGUGUUGUGGUGCUGCUGGCGGACGCCACACACGGACACAUCACCUUCUUCAGCCCCAAAGAGAUGAUGCUGAUGAAGGAGCGAGAAGGAAGGAAGGACAUGGAGCCUCGGUCGGAGGAUGGCCACUUUGAAGAAGUCACAGUGGAGCAACUUCCUCCAGCUGAGCACGCCACCGACCUGGACAAAACCGUGGACAUCACGGUGCGACUUUCACCCAAGCAGCUGGACCACGUGGCUCCUGUGCUGGAGGAGCUCAUCCAUGAAAUGAUGGAGGAGCGACAGAAAGCCAAGUAGCACAGCACUGAAGGACACAAGAAGAUGCACAAUUCUUCAAAAAGCACAUUUUCUUGUCAAAUCACUCAAUAAAGGGAAGUUAUUGUAUAAGUCUUGUGUACUUUCACUCAUGGCCCAGUUGUUGACAACAUACCACCAGAGGAGUCCAAAAUCACAUCAGA